Messenger RNA from Fusarium graminearum PH-1, 1274 nucleotides. Its product is annotated as GTP-binding protein SAS1. The transcript is spliced from 3 exons. Lineage: Eukaryota; Fungi; Ascomycota; Sordariomycetes; Hypocreales; Nectriaceae. Gene Ontology annotation, cellular component: endosome; plasma membrane. Gene Ontology annotation, molecular function: GTPase activity; GTP binding. The coding region runs from base 168 to 779 and encodes 203 amino acids. Gene Ontology annotation, biological process: regulation of exocytosis; protein localization to plasma membrane; protein secretion. The record is from RefSeq and is a predicted model, not a curated record.
AUAACUCCAUCUCCAUCUUCAACCCUCGACGACCUACACCUACUACCAUCGGACAAACGAGGCCUCAACAUCCUCAACCUUUCACUCCUUCAGAUCCGAACUUACCUCGUCGCUAUCGUCGCAUCCGUCCUCCGUAGCGGCUUCUGCUACUUCAACCUUUCGCAACCAUGUCGAGUAAUCGCAACUAUGAUUUCCUGAUUAAGCUGCUCCUGAUAGGCGACUCCGGCGUCGGCAAGUCGUGCUGUCUGCUACGGUUCAGCGAAGACUCCUUCACCCCUUCAUUCAUCACCACCAUCGGUAUCGACUUCAAGAUCAGGACCAUUGAGCUCGAUGGAAAGCGCGUCAAGCUGCAGAUCUGGGAUACCGCUGGCCAGGAGCGUUUCCGCACUAUCACCACCGCUUAUUACCGCGGUGCCAUGGGCAUCCUCCUUGUCUACGACGUCACCGACGAGCGCUCAUUCAACAAUAUCCGAACCUGGUUCCAAAACGUCGAGCAGCACGCUACCGAGGGUGUUAACAAGAUUCUAAUCGGCAACAAGUGCGACUGGGAGGAGAAGCGCGUCGUUUCCACCGAGCAAGGCCAAGCCCUCGCCGACGAGCUGGGCAUCCCUUUCCUCGAGGUCUCCGCCAAGAGCAACAUCAACAUCGACAAGGCUUUCUACAGCCUAGCCGCGGAUAUCAAGAAGCGACUCAUCGACAACUCCAAGAACGACCAACCUGCAGCGAGCGGCGUCAACGUCAACGAUAAGAGCGAGAGCGGCGGCAGCAAGUGCUGUUAAACACUGAAUACCCCAAAGGCGUCCGUUAUCUGUCAUUUCUCCGUUUGCCGUCUUUUUAUUUUAUCAAGCUUAUAACUUUGUAAACCUGGGGAAGAGGACGUGCCUUGUAUGCGUCAAGGCACCAGAGAGAGGGGGAGAAAGCGGCUUGGAGAGUUCACCAUGGGUGUAGAAAGCCGACCUACUUUGCGUGCGUUUGGGGAGAGAUGCGAGGGAAAGGAAAGAGAGAAAUGGAUGGCUGGGAAUUGAGCAGAACGGCAAACAUCAGUCACAUUCAAGGAGAGGCGCGACAUAGCGAGGGGGGUUUUUGGUCAUGUCUCGUUCCCUCUGAUCGACCUUCCACCCCAUCUUAGAGAGCAAAUCCGGUCUGGAGUUUCGGUUUUUUGAUCUGGGUCUAAUAUACAUUGCUUUCGUUACGUGUCUGGUUGCGGUUCGCGGUUAAUGUUGUUCCUUGGUCUGUGUUCGUUUGCAAAACGAUUACAGUAGAGCAGAGACAAA